Messenger RNA from Phascolarctos cinereus (koala), 1324 nucleotides. RefSeq names its product MAK16 homolog (gene MAK16). The record is from RefSeq and is a predicted model, not a curated record. Gene Ontology annotation, biological process: maturation of 5.8S rRNA; maturation of LSU-rRNA. Gene Ontology annotation, cellular component: preribosome, large subunit precursor; nucleolus. Lineage: Eukaryota; Metazoa; Chordata; Mammalia; Diprotodontia; Phascolarctidae.
CCGAGACUUCCUGCGAAGGCACCGGAAGGAGCUCCUUCGGUGCAUGGCCACCCCCUGAUCCAUCUGGAGCUGCUCAUUGAGGAACGGUACCGGCCGGCACCAUGCAGUCAGAUGACGUUAUCUGGGAUGUGCUUGGAAACAAGCAGUUCUGUUCUUACAAAAUGAAAACCAAGACCCAGAACUUUUGUCGAAAUGAAUAUAACCUCACUGGAUUAUGCAACCGUUCUUCCUGCCCAUUAGCAAACAGCCAGUAUGCUACCAUCAAAGAAGAGAAAGGUCAGUGCUACCUGUAUAUGAAGGUGAUAGAACGAGCAGCUUUUCCUAGGCGCUUGUGGGAACGGGUCCGACUCAGUAAGAAUUAUGAGAAAGCUCUGGAGCAAAUAGAUGAAAAUCUUAUUUAUUGGCCUCGCUUCCUUCGGCACAAAUGUAAACAGCGGUUCACCAAGAUCACCCAGUACCUGAUUCGAAUCCGUAAACUUACUUUAAAGCGACAGAGGAAACUUGUUCCCUUGAGCAAAAAGGUGGAAAGGCGUGAAAAAAGACGAGAGGAAAAAGCAUUAAUAGCUGCUCAGCUAGAUAAUGCAAUAGAAAAGGAAUUAUUGGAGAGGCUAAAACAAGAUACGUAUGGUGACAUCUACAACUUCCCCAUUCAUGCCUUUGACAAAGCUUUGGAACAUCAGGAGGUUGAAAGUGACACCUCAGACACUGAAGAGAAAGAUGAAGAAGAGGAGGAAGAAGAAGAUGAUGACUUGAACAAAAGGGAAUUUGUGGCAGAUGAUGAGGUGGAAGAGAGUGACGUCAGUGAUUUUGAGGAUAUGGAUAAAUUAGAAGCUACCAGUGAAGAAGAUGAGGAGAAAUCCAGUGAUGAAGAAGAAAAGGCUGCUACUGCCAAACACAAAGGCAAAGCCCCAUUGAAAGGCCCUGUGAAGAGAAAGCGAGCCUAUGUGGAAAUAGAGUAUGAGCAGGAGACAGAAACAGUGACCAGACCCCAGACUGCCUGAUUGUCUUCAGGCAUUUUGUGUGUUUAAAGGCUUUGUUUUUAAACACACAGUUUUCAUCCAAAUACUCAUACUUUUCUUCUUUGUGAAAGGAUGGAGAAAACCUUAAACUUUGAUCAGGAUUUUCAUGGGAGAGGCAGAUAUUAAAGUAGCAGUUGGGCUGGAGAAUGCUCACAGGUUGGGGAUAAGCUUGUGGAUAGAAACAUUCCAGCGCUUUAGAAUGGCAUAUCAUUUCCCACUUGAUUUCACUCUUGUUGUUUAGUCGUGUCUGACUCUUCAUGAUUCAUUUGGGGUUUUCUUGGCAAAGAGACUGGAGCAGUUCCAUU